Messenger RNA from Erinaceus europaeus (western European hedgehog), 1314 nucleotides. RefSeq names its product malate dehydrogenase 2 (gene MDH2). Gene Ontology annotation, biological process: tricarboxylic acid cycle; malate metabolic process. Gene Ontology annotation, molecular function: L-malate dehydrogenase (NAD+) activity. The record is from RefSeq and is a predicted model, not a curated record. The transcript is spliced from 9 exons. The coding region runs from base 137 to 1153 and encodes 338 amino acids. Gene Ontology annotation, cellular component: mitochondrion; cytoplasm. NCBI's taxonomy places the organism in Eukaryota, Metazoa, Chordata, Mammalia, Eulipotyphla, Erinaceidae.
CCGGAAGUCGGGCCGCUCUCGCGAGGCCCGGGGCAGCGGUGGCCAGAGGCCCUUGCAGUGAGUGUGGAGGUCGUUGGAGUCACUCGGUAGCCGCCAGCUCCUCGGCCUGCCGGUCCGCGCCCCGCCCGCUCCAGCCAUGCUCUCCGCCCUCGCCCGGCCCGCCGGCGCCGCUCUCCGCCGCACCUUCAGCACCUCGACCCAGAACAAUGCCAAAGUUGCCGUGCUGGGGGCUUCUGGAGGGAUCGGGCAGCCCCUCUCGCUCCUCCUGAAGAAUAGCCCCCUGGUGAGCCGCCUGACCCUCUACGACAUCGCCCACACGCCUGGAGUGGCCGCAGACCUGAGCCACAUCGAGACCAGGGCGAAUGUGAAAGGCUACCUUGGACCUGAGCAGCUGCCAGACUGCCUGAAAGGCUGCGAUGUGGUGGUCGUUCCAGCCGGUGUCCCAAGAAAACCAGGCAUGACUCGGGAUGACCUGUUCAACACCAACGCCACCAUCGUGGCCACCCUGGCGGCCGCCUGCGCCCAACACUGCCCCGAGGCCAUGAUCUGCAUCAUCGCCAACCCGGUUAACUCCACCAUCCCCAUCACGGCAGAAGUUUUUAAGAAGCACGGUGUCUACAACCCCAGUAAGAUCUUCGGGGUGACGACCCUGGACAUCGUCAGAGCCAACACUUUUGUGGCAGAGCUGAAGGGUUUGGAUCCAGCCCGAGUCAACGUCCCAGUCAUUGGCGGCCACGCGGGGAAGACCAUCAUCCCGCUCAUCUCUCAGUGUACCCCCAAAGUGGACCUUCCCCAGGAUAAGCUGACAGCCCUCACAGGCCGGAUCCAGGAAGCUGGCACCGAGGUGGUCCAGGCUAAGGCUGGAGCAGGCUCUGCCACCCUGUCCAUGGCCUACGCCGGAGCCCGCUUCGUCUUCUCCCUGGUGGAUGCAAUGAAUGGGAAGGAAGGUGUCGUGGAGUGUUCCUUUGUGAAGUCCCAGGAGACUGACUGUACCUACUUCUCCACACCACUGCUGCUGGGGAGGAAAGGCCUGGAGAAGAACCUGGGCAUCGGCAAAGUCACCCCUUUUGAGGAGAAGAUGAUCUCUGAGGCCAUCCCCGAGCUGAAGGCAUCCAUCAAGAAGGGCGAGGAGUUCGUGAAGAACAUGAAGUGAGGCGGAGGUGGCCAGCCCCUAACUUAUUGCAGCAUCAUGUCCCUGUUCAGCCGUCGCCCGUCCCCACGUGUCCCUGCUCUGAUAACUGUCACAUUCAUGUUCCACACGGGGUGGGGGUCAGGCUACUGCUGUAUCAAUAAAGAGUCUUUGGGUUUUCUUUU